Molecule: messenger RNA, 803 nt
Organism: Harmonia axyridis
Lineage: Eukaryota; Metazoa; Arthropoda; Insecta; Coleoptera; Coccinellidae
Exons: 5
Coding region: 27-707 (226 amino acids)
Biological process (GO): protein secretion; vesicle-mediated transport
Cellular component (GO): Golgi membrane
Source: RefSeq, a predicted model, not a curated record
AACGUAAAAGUUCCAUCCAUAGAGAAAUGUCUAUGUUUACAUCUGUCUAUGGUAUCAUGUCGUCGUCAGCUACGGUUCCUCUUUUGGAGGAUGAUGCUUUAGAAUUUGGUGAUGAAGAUGUAGAAACUUCUGCAAAAAAGGGUGCAUUAACGCAUCCCUAUGUGACUUUCUUCCAUUUGGCUUUUAGAUGCAGUGCAUUAUUUGGUUAUUUAUUUUAUCGAGUAUUCUCUAGCAGUUUCAUAACAAGCUUUGUACUGAUAGUAUUAUUAUUGUCUAUGGAUUUCUGGACAGUGAAAAAUAUAACAGGACGACUUAUGGUGGGUUUGAGAUGGUGGAAUUAUGUAGAUGAUGAAGGAAAAUCACAUUGGGUUUUUGAGUCACGGAAGGGACAAAAACAGAGUCGAAUAAAUGAAAGAGAAUCGGCCAUAUUUUGGACUGCGUUAAUAUUAACACCAGUAGCAUGGGCUCUUUUAUUCAUUACUGCAUUGUUUAGUUUCAAUAUACAGUGGCUGCUCUUAGUGAUGAUUGCAUUGAUAUUGAACAGUUCAAAUCUUUAUGGAUACAUAAAAUGUAAAAUAGGAACAAAUCAGAGUGUUUCAAGUGUAACUAAAAACUUCUUUCGUACACAAGUUUUACAGAAUGCAGUAUCUAUUGUUUCUCGACAGGCCACAAGUUCAUUUGAAAAUCCUCCUACAAAUACAGUUUGAAGUAUUUGUUUUUCAAACGUGAUUAACUGUAAAUUAUAUUUUAUUUAUGUAUAUUUUGUUACCAAUUAAAUGAUUUGAUAGUGAAUUGUUCAUUGA